Molecule: messenger RNA, 309 nt
Organism: Pollicipes pollicipes
Lineage: Eukaryota; Metazoa; Arthropoda; Thecostraca; Pollicipedomorpha; Pollicipedidae
Product: CUGBP Elav-like family member 5
Exons: 3
Coding region: 22-309 (95 amino acids)
Molecular function (GO): RNA binding
Source: RefSeq, a predicted model, not a curated record
GUGAGAGGCUGCCUCCUCACCAUGUGGCGCGAGCGAGACUGCUUCAGCCUCAGCGAGCUCCGGCACGCCCUGAUGGGCUCGGCGGGCCUGGGCCCCACCGGCAACGGCCGGAUACCGGACGGCCUCGCGCGGGACCAGCCGGACCCGGACGCCAUCAAGAUGUUCGUGGGCCAGAUGCCGCGACACAUGGACGAGAACGACAUCCGCGCCAUGUUCGAGGAGUUCGGCCCUGUCCACCAGAUUAACGUUCUGCGAGACAAGGUUACCGGACAGAGCAAAGAGCCCGGCCCCGGACAUCACAAGGGCUGA